CCUGAAUAUAGCCAACUAAAUUCUAGGAACUCUAAGAGGACUACGCUUGUCUCCAACAUCUUAUCGUCAACAUCUUCUGCAAGCGAUAACUAUAUUUCUGGUCCGCCAAAGUAGUAUACGCUAAGAACAAGAGGAAGAGAGUCGUAAGGUUUUUUAUUCCCAGCCGGCGAGAGCAGAAACUGUUGUUCUAGCUGCCUUUCUGGUCUUAACAGGACCAUUUUGCUGGCCAGUGAAAAACUAACUCGGGUGAAACAACAUUGGUGCUACCAGCCUCUCCUGACUGUUCCAACGGUUUUCUCCUCCAGACCCACCUCGCCAACUCCUCCCUGCUCAAGCUGGCCGCCAUGUAAAUUGUGAACGACAAGUUACGAGGGAUCCUGCUCAAUAAGAAAGAAGCUUUCUCCUACUUGACCAAGAGAGAGGCCUCAGGCUCCAUCACAUGCGAAUGUUGCUUCAACCAGUGUCGGAUAUUUGAGCUGGCUCAGUACUGCCGUCUGCCAGACCAUUUCUUCUCCAGAAUAUCCAGAACCGGAAGGAGCAACAGUGGACAUGCGCAGUUGGAGGACAACUUUAGUUAGACAUGUUGAGGGCGUAAAUGCUUUUAAAAUUUUUAAUUUGGUGAUUAUUAUUAUAUAGGAGGAGUCCACGUGGUGUCAGAUUUAGCGAGUUUUUUCCACGUGUUUGACUAAAGUUUCCAGAUUUAUUUCAUACCAGCGAUACCCGCAGGAAUAGAAGGUCCCCUAAGAAGCUGAAGGCAUUAUUGAU
Aplysia californica (California sea hare) is the source of this 765-nucleotide messenger RNA. It is a transcript of the gene PIN, whose product is annotated as insulin precursor. Gene Ontology annotation, cellular component: extracellular region. The record is from RefSeq and is marked provisional. Gene Ontology annotation, molecular function: hormone activity. Lineage: Eukaryota; Metazoa; Mollusca; Gastropoda; Aplysiida; Aplysiidae.